AGAGCGAACUAACACAAUUACUAAUGCCACACAUACGUUCUGCAGCUCCAAUGGCAUUCAGUGCCACUCGAGUUCGGGCCUCUGCCUCCCGUCUCUUCUCACACCUGAAUUCUCACUCUUACUUGCAAUCUGGCCAUUACCGCUCCCAGGCAUCCAAUUAUGUCUCUUCUCGAUUCCCUCGCACAUCUUCAAAAUAUUCUUACCAGCAUAGAUUGCGUAAACUCCGCACCCGGAAGACCCCAGGAUCAUUUCCUUCCGCGAGUGGUACUAGUAGCACGACAUCCCCUCAUUUAUCACCUCCGUCGAAAGAGUGGAUUAUUGGAAAGAUCAAGGUAAGUCAUAGAGACUCCUGUCCACCCGAUUUACUCGGAUAAUCCGCUAUCUCGAGCAGGCCUGUUACCUCCGUACCAGAGACGAAAGACUUCGAGAAGGAAUAGCGUUUACCUGAUGGGGUCUGGCAUGAGCUGUCCGAAACUUGUGCAUUUCACGCACUGAGGUUGGUAACUCCUACUAUGCCUAACCAUACUGCAUCAGGUAAACACUAUCUCCUCCCAAGCCGUUUCGUCUCUGACGGCAGAGGUGAGAGCUUGCCGGAAUAGUGGAUUGUCCGAGAAAAUACGGUAUUGAAUGGCCUUUUUUUUUAGGCUAACCUAUCAAGUACCUCCUUUUCUCCAGGCACUCCUUUGUUGUUGGGGCCAUCCUGGCUUUGCCUCUUGGUACUUCCGCCUACACGUACUACAUGGAGAAAGCGAGGCAAAAUAAGCUCUGCAGCGCCUUUGCAAAGGGUGCUGUUCCUGAUGUCCCAAAGGACGAGGACCUAAUGGCCCGUGCCAAAGUUUCAGAACAAAUUCUAUCCCUCCUGCACAACCCGCAUACAGAUUUCCAAUACAGCAUGAUCGUGGGAAAUCACGGGACGGGGAAAACCACCUUAGUCCGCAGAAUCGCGCACCAACUUUCUGGUGUCAUUUACGUUGAUAUGCAACACGGAGAUAGCAGUGACGAGGCCUUCGGCCAGGCAUUUUCACAGGCCCUCCGUUGGUCCCCCCGCAUAGGAAGCAGCCUCCAAAUGUUGUUAACCCGGAUGCGGAUGGUUAAUGGACUAGGUGACUCUGGUAUGCUGGCCACCUGACCUGUAGUAUUGAUUGGCAGGAUUUAAUUUUCUACAGAUUCCAGGCCACUCUACAGGCAAGUUUUUGAGGAGUUUUGGAUUCAGGCUCGGGUGUUUAAAAGGAAUAACGGCCACCUUCCGGUUCUUAUCAUUGAUAAUCUGAAUCGACUUGCAUGGGAAAAUCCCAAGCUACUGGCGAUUUUGCAAGAUAUUGCAAAGGAUGGAGCAGAUGAGAGGCUGUUUGAAGUAGUAUUCGUGGAGAGUGAGGGACUGACACCGAUACAGAUGCAGGGCAAGCUGUUUUUCUACCUUGAUAUAAUCCUGGAUUUCUAGAAUUAAUGUGCUAAUUGUAUUCUUUGUUGGAAUAUAGGUCGUGCGACCUACUGCAGGCUGGGGAGAAUCGCUGAGGUUGAAGAUUUGACUUAUAAGGAGGCAGUUGAGUUUUUAUGUAAUAAAAAAGCCUUUAGUCCAUCCGAUGCGGAGGAGAUUUACGCCCUCGUUGGCGGCCGUCCGUAUUAUCUUCAGCUCAUUGUCAGUGACAUUAGCAGAGGCUUGUCAUUUGAAGGUUUGAUCUCGAACUUGGAUCUGAGAUAUUUUGAGGUUGAUUCUAACAAACUUUCGGUCACAGCUGUUAGGCACAAGCUCCUCACAGAUGUUGGGCUAAAAUUUGCGGCAGCAAAGAAUUCGGAAGAGGCUGCCUUUCGAGGUCCCGCGUUACACCUUGUACGAAAGAUUUUGCAGGAUGGUCAUAUUGGUUGGAAUGAUUUUUUCCGGAUGGUCCCGGAUGCAGCGCUUGGAGUGAGACUCCUCUUGCUCAAUGUGUUUAGCUCAGCGCCCCGGUCUGAUGGUAUAUCGUUUUCCUCAAAACUCACCGAGGCCGUUGUGAGACAAUAUGUGGAACAAACGGACCGUGAAGCAGCAGCUAAAUCAAAGUGGUGGUGA
Molecule: messenger RNA, 2050 nt
Organism: Tuber aestivum (summer truffle)
Lineage: Eukaryota; Fungi; Ascomycota; Pezizomycetes; Pezizales; Tuberaceae
Source: the annotation of a GenBank genome assembly